AUGUCCGAAUACGACUUCAUUAUCAUCGGCGCCGGCGUUGGCGGCCUUGUUCUGGCCUCACGCCUAAGCGAGAAUGCAGACUGCUCCGUUCUCCUGCUCGAAGCAGGCCCAAAUCGUAUGGGAGAUUCUCGCAUUGAGACUCCAGGCCUGCUUGGAACCUUGUACGGUGACCCGGAAAUUGACUGGAACUAUAUGAGUGAACCGCAGAUCCAUGUGAAUAACAGACAAAUCGGUCAACCCCGUGGCCGCGUCGUCGGGGGCUCCUCCGCAAUCAAUUUCGGCAUCGUCAUGUAUCCAUCGCGGUCCGACUUCACAGCUUGGGCUCAACUGGGAAACGAAAGCUGGGGACCGGAGGAAAUGGCGCCGUAUCUGCGCAAGUUCCACACCUACACACGACCAAGCGAUUCAACUUCCUCGCUCCUGGGAAUCGACGAAUACAUGAAGACUGAGGCGCAAGGUGUCGAUGGCCCAGUGCCAGUGACCCUGCCUGAUGUGUAUGGCGAGUUCAACCAGGCCUGGAACGAGAGCUUUCACAAACUGGGAUGGAGGGCCAGUGGAGAUCCAAUUACUGGAGAGAACAUCGGGGCUUUUACCAGUCCGCUGACGGUGGAUGGUAAUGGGCAACGGGGAUACGCGACAGCGUAUUAUACGCCCGAGGUUGCGCAACGACCGAACCUGAAUCUGCGAGCCGAGAUAAUAGUGGAAAAAAUUCUCUUUGAUCGGUCUAGAGAGACACCUAGAGCCACUGGUGUCCAGAUCCGCACCCAGGACGGCAACCAGUGUAUCACUGCUCGUCGUGAAGUCAUCUUGUCGGCUGGUAGUCUGAAUUCGCCCCAGAUCCUGGAACUGUCGGGCGUUGGACAGGCAGACCUGCUUCAGAAGCAGAAUAUUCCGGUCGUUGUUGACCGUCCUGGUGUGGGAGAGAACCUGCAAGAUCAUUCACUGGUCGCGCUCAGCUUCCAGGUGGCCGAUGGACAGAUUUCCGGCGAUGUGUUGCGCGAUCCAAACGUCGCACAAGCGCUGCUCAAACUAUACGAAGACACGCACAGCGGGCCAAUGUCCGGCAUGCCGGUGAGCAUGGCCUACCUGCCGUCCGUGGACAGCAACGGCGCAUUAUCUGCGGAAGCUGUACAAGAACUGGUGCAGAACUAUUUGGGCCACAGCGCUCCCCCAGCGCUGCAACAGCAAUACGACCUUCUGCAAAAGAAGCUACUCGACGAGAAAACCCCAGACGUCCAGUUUAUGUUCCUUCCUAUCCAAGUACAUAUGAAACCUGGCGCAACGACUAUGACACAGGCCUUGGCAAAGGAUCUGCCGGAGAAUUACAUCAGUAUCCUCGCCCUCAACAACAACCCCUUCUCGCGGGGUUCCGUGCAUAUUCGGUCAUCCCAAAUCGAGGACAAACCGAUCUACGAUCCGAAAUUGCUCUCGCAUCCUCUCGAUCUGGAGCUGGUGGCGCGCCAAUUGCAGUACAUCGAUCGCAUCGUGCAGACGGAGCCGUUGGCCUCUUUACUAAAAGCUGAUGCUCGGAUCCCAGCACACGCAAUUGAUUUGAGCGAUCUCGACGUCGCAAAGGAAGUGGUCAAGGAGCGAUUGUACACCUGUUUCCAUCCAUCGGGAUCAUGUGCUAUGAUGCCCGCCGACAAGGGAGGUGUUGUCGAUAGCCGCUUGAGGGUCCACGGGACCAGUAACCUGCGUGUGGUUGACGCUAGUGUUUUCCCCCUGGAGCCGGCUGGGAAUAUUCAAGCGACAACAUAUGCAGUGGCUGAAAGAGCGGCCGAUUUGAUUAAGGAGGAUCAUGCGGAGGCUCCUGUAGAGCGUUCUAUAAUCUCUGCAUUCCUUCCGUCGUGCAUCGUUAGUUAA
Aspergillus chevalieri is the source of this 1863-nucleotide messenger RNA. Its product is annotated as GMC family oxidoreductase. The record is from RefSeq and is a predicted model, not a curated record. The transcript is spliced from 2 exons. Bases 1 to 1863 code for a protein of 620 amino acids. Lineage: Eukaryota; Fungi; Ascomycota; Eurotiomycetes; Eurotiales; Aspergillaceae. Gene Ontology annotation, molecular function: oxidoreductase activity, acting on CH-OH group of donors; flavin adenine dinucleotide binding.